AUGAAUCCUCCUGCCUAUCCGGGGACCCGGUCUCGUGGCCCCGUGCCGCUUCCCCUUGUUGAGGAGACAUCCCAUAUAGACUUGGGUCAACCAGGUCGCCUGGCACCACGAUGGCUUCAGGAUUUUGUUUCUGGCGAGCUCGAAGCUGGCCUCAACGCCGGCGCUACCUUUCAAGAUAUAGGCUGUGCGAGUGACGCUUUUCGCCGAGAGGAAGCCAGGAAGCAGGGCGGUAUCUACUAUGACGAUGCCACACCUCCUAUCAUGCGUCACGAGCUUCUUCUAAAAGGACACCAAAGCUUUCAGGGAGAGCCGUCAUCAAGCCAGCCUCUACUCCGCGCCGACGGGAACGUGUGCUACGAAGUUCUUGCAUGUGUCUGCCAGAACUGCCGGUAUCACUUUACAUUUUAUAUUGACAGGACGCAAAAUCAGUCGUGCGGUACCACUCGUGGCAAUAACAGCAACAACACCGACCCGUUUCACCAUCUCGUUCAUGUGCUCACUGAGAAGAGCGCACCGAGGCCGAUCGACAUCAAGUUUUACCCGUUCCAUGGCAGGGGCACGUACACCUGCUCCUCGAAAAAGUGCUCGUUCAAGCUCAUAGUAGAAAUUUCGAGCCCUCGCCUCAGCGACCAUCUCCUGGACUAUUUGACCGACCACGACGGCAUACGCAAUCGCCUCAAACGAGCCAUGGAAGAUGAGCCCGAACGGUUCGCAGAUGUCGCCAACGUCACGCCUAAUGCGCUGGCGUAUCUCAGAGCCUACUUGCGGGACAUCGUUGAAGGCAGGAGCGAGAAGAACCCAGACGGCUCAGAGAUCGAACGGAAAAUUGAUCAAAGAAACAAGAAGUUUUUUAUUCAGUUCGGCAACGGGCCCGAAGCCGCUGAACUGCUCACAUAUCUUGGGUUUGAGGAGAUCAUCAACGAAGACAGCCGGGCGUGGAAGGUGCCUUGCCCAGCAAUCACACGGCCAACCCGCCCCGGAUCGCAGCUUGCAUUUUACCAGGACGUUAAAAGUGAAGUCGAGACCAUCAUUGGCAAAGACAGUCAAAACAUGAAGCCAAAUGCCGCGAUCAGUUUCAUCACCAAUGCCCUUGAUAUUGACGACUUUGCGACUUCAGACUAUGGCUACAACGAGUAUCGCAUCUCGGAUUACGCAGAUCUUGGCCUGCUUCCUCGCAUGCACGAAAGGUACUUCUGGUAUGCCUUUACGUGUCAGAGCCAGACAAAUCCACGGAUGAAAGACGACUACUUUCUCUGUUUGAAGCGUCUCGCUCAGGGUCGGAAUAACGAGGACCUUGAGCUUCGUAUACAGUCCUUCGACUCGAUACGCACAGCCCAACCUAAGGAUUCAUUGCCGGCAGGAUCAGAGGAGGACGAUAUCCGCCUUGCGACCGAGCGGUCUCUUCAAGACACCCAAACGACAGUAGUUUCGCACCAACUGUCAAACACCGACAAAGUAAUCCAGGCAUACAACUACUUUGGCCUGGAAGAAGGCCAGAGGAGCGACGAUGAGGUUCUGGCCAAAUUUUUGUCAAACUCAGAUGCCUACCCAUCACAGAAAUCCAACUUUCGAGAAAAGCUCCUACUCAUUGCCCGUCAUACACAAAGUCUGAAUCUUCAAAAAAUGGCGGUGGAGGAUAUGUCAUACGAAGAAGCUCUUAACUACCUCGGCGUGCAAAAUGACACAGACGCGAGUUAUAUGACCGCGAUCUCGUCGCUGCAGCACUGA
Sporothrix brasiliensis 5110 is the source of this 1728-nucleotide messenger RNA. RefSeq lists its product as uncharacterized. Bases 1 to 1728 code for a protein of 575 amino acids. The record is from RefSeq and is a predicted model, not a curated record. The transcript is spliced from 3 exons. Lineage: Eukaryota; Fungi; Ascomycota; Sordariomycetes; Ophiostomatales; Ophiostomataceae.